GUGACCAGAUUCUUGCUGCUGCGCAAAAACACAAUUAUUCUCUUCUUUUUUUAAUUUUUUUCUUUUUUUUUUUCUUUACUAAUUAUUUUGUGUUAAUUAUUUUUAUAAAUUGGAACGGAGGAAGACCAAAGAUUGUGUGGCCUCUGUUCAGUACAAAGCGGCUCGUUUAUCUUGCGCCGUGCUUGGGGUUUUCGCGAGCGUGAGCUUUAGCGACAGCGAGAAAGCCAUGGCCGAAGAGGGUGUUUCUGGGUCCACGGAUUCUCCCGUGAAGAGGCCGAGAGAAGAAGAGGAACCUACUAAUGGAGUCUCUGCUUCCACUCUGUCCUCCAUCGAGCUGGAGGGGAAAAAGGAGCAGCCUGAUUGUAUAUCCUCUGUGAUUCCUGGGUGGUUCUCUGAGAUUAGCCCAAUGUGGCCUGGUGAGGCACACUCCUUGAAGGUUGAGAAGGUCUUAUUUCAAGGAAAAUCUGAAUAUCAGAAUGUCAUGGUCUUUCAGUCAUCAACAUAUGGCAAGGUUCUUGUUCUGGAUGGGGUGAUUCAGCUCACUGAAAGGGAUGAAUGUGCAUAUCAAGAAAUGAUCACUCACCUUCCACUGUGCUCAAUCCCAAACCCAAAGAAGGUUAUUGUUAUUGGUGGAGGAGAUGGUGGGGUCCUGCGGGAAGUGUCUCGCCAUUCAUCUGUUGAGCAUAUUGAUAUUUGUGAAAUCGAUAAGAUGGUAGUUGAUGUUUCUAAACAGUAUUUCCCUGAGGUAGCAGUUGGGUACGAGGAUCCCCGAGUGAAUCUUCAUAUUGGUGAUGGAGUUGCAUUUUUGAAGGCUGCUCCUGAAGGAACUUAUGAUGCGAUUAUAGUGGAUUCUUCUGACCCCAUAGGUCCUGCACAAGAGCUUUUUGAGAAGCCCUUUUUUGAAUCAGUAGCGAAGGCUCUUCGGCCUGGGGGAGUUGUGUGUACUCAGGCAGAAAGUAUAUGGCUUCACAUGCACAUAAUUGAGGACAUUGUGACAAACUGUCGUCAGAUAUUUAAAGGCUCUGUCAACUAUGCAUGGACUACGGUGCCAACAUACCCAAGUGGGGUGAUUGGUUUUAUGCUGUGUUCUACCGAGGGGCCCCCUGUUGACUUCAAGCACCCAGUCAAUUCGAUAGAUGCGAAUGACAGCCAUAACAAAUCCAAAGGACCCUUGAAAUUUUACAACCCAGAGAUUCAUACAGCGGCUUUCUGUUUGCCAUCUUUUGCGAAGAAGGUGAUUGAAAGGAAAUCAAAUUGAAGAAACUUUCAAGAAUUCAUAGCACAAGUGGCUGCUGUUGUGGAGUGCCGUUGAUUGGCUUCACAACAAUGGUUCAUCUUGCAGUGAACCGUGGAAUAAGUUGUUUAAAUUGAGUGUCGGGAAGAGAGUUGUAGUAUUUUGGAUGGUUUCAGCGAUUAUUCUCAUUCCUCAUUAAUUAGUCGCCUCUGUUUCUUGAGGUGUGAUUAUUAUA
Messenger RNA from Juglans microcarpa x Juglans regia, 1469 nucleotides. RefSeq names its product spermidine synthase 1-like. Gene Ontology annotation, molecular function: spermidine synthase activity. NCBI's taxonomy places the organism in Eukaryota, Viridiplantae, Streptophyta, Magnoliopsida, Fagales, Juglandaceae. Gene Ontology annotation, cellular component: cytosol. Gene Ontology annotation, biological process: spermidine biosynthetic process. The transcript has 9 exons. Bases 227 to 1258 code for a protein of 343 amino acids. The record is from RefSeq and is a predicted model, not a curated record.